AUGCCCGACGAAAUCCACCUUCGGCUUCCAUCCAGGCUCUCCCCAUCUGCUCUUGCGGCUACUGCGACUACUGCUUCUACUGCUUCUGCUACUUCUUCCCCGGCUAGUUCCCCGGAGAUAUCAAGCACGAUCCCGCUAAUCGGGACAUGGUAUGUCGUGAGCAGUUCGGUUGAGUUCCUAAAGGACAAGAAAAAUGUAUCAAUUACAUAUUCCCUAAAAGAGCCCGGCCAAGCCAAAGAUGCCGGUUGUAACGUCGUUGAAUUUACAAAAGACACUGUCCUUGACUCGGUAACAACUUACCAAUCUCUCUCGGGGGAGGGCUGUGAUGUUGUUGAUACCACCGUGGGGACCGAAAGACCAACCCCAAACUCCCUGCCUGGUAUAUUCACUUGGCGAGGCACCGGCUUCGCCAAGUUCAUAACCAACCGGUGGGAGAUUUUGGGUUAUGGCAAUCUUCCACUUCAGGGCAGUAAACCUAUACGGGAAGGUGACGAGCAGCCUAUGUGGAUGGUCAUAUAUGCGGACAAAUCUAUGUUUUCCCCCUCGGGACUAAGCAUCCACUCAAGGGCCUACAAGUGGCUUCCACCCCAGAUUAUCGACCAAAUAAGAACUGCUUUGCGCAGCUUUCAACCAAAGGAAUUAAAGGAUUCUGUCCGCAAUAUGGUUGAUGUCCUGCAAGAGUGA
Molecule: messenger RNA, 684 nt
Organism: Nannizzia gypsea CBS 118893
Lineage: Eukaryota; Fungi; Ascomycota; Eurotiomycetes; Onygenales; Arthrodermataceae
Exons: 1
Coding region: 1-684 (227 amino acids)
Source: RefSeq, a predicted model, not a curated record